AUGAAGGGUUUUAAAGUUCAAUUUUUAGUUAUACUGGUAAUUACCUUGUGCAUUUUAAAUGUCAUCGAUGCUGCUAAAUGUAAUAAAAAUAAAAAAUGUCCUGGAACAAAAUGCUGUACCAACAAAGGCAAUUGUGUUGAUGCUAAAAAUUGUGGUAAAUCAUGUCAAAAAUUAUUAGGCAAAUGUAAUCCUCCGCCUACAAUACCACCUACAACACCCACAACUUCACCUAAAGAUUUACCAAUCUCCGCAGAUGGAAAUUGUGGUGAAGCAGCUGGAACUCGAUGCGAGGAUGGAGUUUGUUGUUCUCAAUUUGGCUUCUGUGGUGUGACCACCGAUCACUGUCAGACUGGAUGUCAAUCGUCAUUUGGAACUUGUGGAACCCCAGGAAAUAGUGACGUGAUUGACAAAUGUACCGAACAAAACACCAUCGCAAUUACAUUUGAUGACGGACCACGAAACAUCACUGAAAAAUUGCUUGAUGAACUUAAAGCAAAGAAUGUUAAAGCCACAUUUUUCAUGAACGGACAUGCAUCCCUUCAACAUUGCAUUUAUGACUACGCCCCUAUUGUACAACGAGCAUUCAAUGAAGGACAUCAAAUAGCUUCACACACAUGGUCACAUCCUCAUUUACCAGAAUUAUCAGAAGCCGAAAUUAAUUAUCAACUUGAAACGCUUGAAGUAGCAUUCAAGAAGAUUAUUGGCGCAAUACCGACAUACGCCCGUCCACCAUUUGGAGAACAUAACGCUUUAGUACGUAAAGUGUUGAAACAACGAGGAUAUAAGAUGGUUAUCUGGGAUAUUGAUACCUUAGAUUGGCAAGGAAAUUUACAAGGGUCUACUAAAAUCUUUGAUGAUGAGAUGAACAAGUCACCUCAACCUAAUCCUCAUAUCGUGUUAAACCAUGAUACAAUUGAUACCACUCCCACUACCCUGGGACCUCAUGAAAUUAGGGAUGCUUUAAAGAGAGGGUAUAAAGUUACAACAGUUGGCGAUUGUUUAGGACAAUCUAAUAAAAACGAUUGGUAUAGAGAUAUUGGUGAAUUUCAAAAACCCGAUAGUACAUGGAAAUGUACUUUUGAAGAUAUGCAUGAGAAAUAG
Molecule: messenger RNA, 1101 nt
Organism: Funneliformis geosporum
Lineage: Eukaryota; Fungi; Glomeromycota; Glomeromycetes; Glomerales; Glomeraceae
Source: the annotation of a GenBank genome assembly